AUGGGCGACCCACUGGGCGAACGCGCCUGGAUCCUGCUAUCAGGGAUCCAUUACCCAGGUGACCUGCCCGAUUGCCCUGACUCACUGGCUGCGGACCGUUUCUACCUGUACCAGGUGUCUGAAGCAGAAUAUGUUGUCAUGGAUAAGUUCUGUAGAUUGGAACCAGAACUCACUGUGCCAGUCACUUUGCUCAUGAACCCGUGUUUUGAGAUUGACCGAUGGUACUGGCGCCAUAUGGGCCUGCGACGUGGUUAUAGUAGGUGUGAGCUGCGAACAUUGGAACGUAAACGCACCUGGAGGUCUGGGUCAAUGGGUGACGUGCUAGCAGAGCACGCCACCUUCCUCUUGGACGCUAAGACCGACUACCUGUAUGAUGGACCAGUGUGUAAGUGUUGA
Suillus discolor is the source of this 396-nucleotide messenger RNA. RefSeq lists its product as uncharacterized. The record is from RefSeq and is a predicted model, not a curated record. The transcript has a single exon. Bases 1 to 396 code for a protein of 131 amino acids. Lineage: Eukaryota; Fungi; Basidiomycota; Agaricomycetes; Boletales; Suillaceae.